AUGGGCAGUAGUACUGGGCCGGUGGUGGACCUCCUACCGCUGGUGUUUGGGUUCAGACAACACCACGAGAAUCCAACCGAACAACAACAUUUUGGUGGCCCCACCUUCCUCACCCGCGUCAUUCGCCUCCCCUGCCACAUCACCACCUACCAUAUUCUCAUUGGCUUUCUCAAACGAUCGACUUCACUACGCUCACGACACAAACACACAAUUGCUAGUCUCCCCUCCCGAUUUCAGCACCGAGCCAUCCACAGGACCCCACACUCCUCUGCCCGAGUUACCCAACCAAAUAACGCCACCUUUGUCACCAGAGGUGCCGUUUGCGCGGGUCCUCAAGAUUGA
Striga asiatica is the source of this 342-nucleotide messenger RNA. NCBI's taxonomy places the organism in Eukaryota, Viridiplantae, Streptophyta, Magnoliopsida, Lamiales, Orobanchaceae. The record is from the annotation of a GenBank genome assembly.